AUGUGUCAUGACACCCCCGACUGGGUUAGCGUGCUUUCGACAGUUUUACUCGGUUUACGCACCCACGUACGUUUAGACACCGGCGCUUCGCCAGCGGAAUUCAUUUAUAGUACAACCUUGCGCGUGCCAGGUGAAUUUUUCUUACACGACGACUUCACUUCUGAACCACAAAUCUUUGUUGAAGAUUUCCGUCAAUACAUGCGUCAAUUGAAACCCAUUCCUGUAACACACCAUACUAAAAAACGCCCAUUUCGCUUUAAGGACUUAUACUCAUUUACUCACGUGUUCUUGCGCUGCGACGCGGUCAAAAGACCCCUUGAACGACCGUAUACCAGCCCAUUCAAAGUUCUAAAACAAGACUCCGAUCAAGUCUUUACGCUUGAAAUCCACGGCAAACCUCAGUCGGUUUCCGUCGAAAGGCUCAAGCCUGCACACUUCUUAUGUGACAAUACUAGCGUACCUGUUGUAGAGGACACUCCGCAAUCUACCGAUGUAUAUAAAACACUACCAAAGGCUUAUUCUGGUCCAAGGAAACAAAUAGCUUUUAAGUUAUCAUAA
Nylanderia fulva is the source of this 558-nucleotide messenger RNA. NCBI's taxonomy places the organism in Eukaryota, Metazoa, Arthropoda, Insecta, Hymenoptera, Formicidae. The record is from RefSeq and is a predicted model, not a curated record.